Phyllostomus hastatus (greater spear-nosed bat) is the source of this 1574-nucleotide messenger RNA. Its product is annotated as importin subunit alpha-8-like. Gene Ontology annotation, molecular function: nuclear import signal receptor activity; protein binding. The transcript is spliced from 11 exons. Lineage: Eukaryota; Metazoa; Chordata; Mammalia; Chiroptera; Phyllostomidae. Gene Ontology annotation, cellular component: nucleus; cytoplasm. Gene Ontology annotation, biological process: NLS-bearing protein import into nucleus. The record is from RefSeq and is a predicted model, not a curated record. Bases 45 to 1574 code for a protein of 509 amino acids.
CGAGGGCGUCAGGAAAAGGGUUCGGGGGCUCCUGACCUUGAAACAUGAUUUCCAGGUGGUUUACUUCGUCCAUCAGUAUGUCAACUUUGGAAGUUCCCGAAGAGAGGCUGAGAAAAUUUAAAUACCGGGGCAAAGACGCGUCUGUGCAGCGACGGCAGCAGAGAGCAGUCAGCCUGCAGCUCCGGGAGGCCAAGAAAGAUGAGCAGGUCUUUGAGAGGAGAAACAUCACUAGUCUCUCCACUGACCCAGCUUCUCGAGAAGAGACCAUCCGGGUCAGCCUCACCUUGCCGGAGAUGAUCAGUGGCAUGAAUGCCUCAGAUCCAGAAUCCUGUUUCCAGGCCGCCCAGGCUGCCAGGAGAAUACUGUCCGAGCAAAGGAACCCUCCUGUGAAGCUGAUGGUCAAAGUGGGGCUCAUUCCUAGGCUGGUGGCAUUCCUGAGGUCCUCACGUGCCCCCUGUUUGCAGUUUGAGGCGGCCUGGGCUCUGACCAGCAUCUCGGCAGAGUCUUCAGAGCAGACUCACGCCGUCGUGGAAGGGGGCGCCGUCCAGGCCUUGGUUGAGCUCCUGUCUUCCCCCCAUAUGAAUGUGUGUAAACACGCUGUGUUGGCCCUUGGUAACAUAGCAGGUGAUGGCCCAGAAUUCAGAGACGUUGUCAUCUCGAGCAAUGCCAUCCCACGCCUGCUGGCCCUGAUCUCAUCAACCACGCCAGUCACAUUUUUGCAGCACAUCACGAGGACCCUGUCCUACCUGUGCCAAAAGGAAGGCCUACAACCCUGCCAAACGGCAGUGAAGCCAACAUUGUCCAUCCUCUCCUGCCUCCUGUGGCACCGAGACAGCGAGGUGCUCUGCUACACCUGCAGGGCCCUCUCCUACCUCACCGAGGUCUGUGACGGGCACAUCGGCCAAGUGGUUGACAUACUGGUGCUGCCCAGGCUGGUGGAGCUCAUGGCUAGCUCCGAGUUUGACAUCUUGCUCCCCUCUCUCUACACUGUGGGCAACAUCGUCAAGGGAACGGAUGGCCAGACCCAGACAGCCAUUGAUGUGGGCAUGCUGGGAGCACUGCCCCAGCUCCUGCUGCACCCCAAGUCCUCAGUCCAGAAGGUAGCAGCCUGGGCCCUGGGCAAUGUAGCCACCGGGCCACCCAAACACCUCCAGCAGCUCAUUGCUUGCAACAUCUUGCCUCCCCUGGUGACUCUCCUGAGAAAUGGACACUUUCAAGUCCAGAAGGAUGCUGUCUGUGCGGUGGCUAACUUCAUCAGUGGGGGCACCCUGGACCAAAUGAUCCAGCUCAUCCACUCUGGAGUCCUCGAGCUGCUGGUGAACCUGCUCAUUAUCCCAGACAUGAACGUUGUCAUCAAUGUCCUUGACAUCAUCUUUUUACUCCUCCAGGCAACGAUGGAAUCCCUCCCCGAGCUCCCCGAGAUGGAAUCCCUGUGUGUCCCGAUUGAGGAACGUGGCGGGCUUGACAGAAUCAAGGCUCUUCAGUAUCAUGAGAACCGUCAGAUUGCCCUGACCGCUCAGAGCAUUAUUGAGAACCACUUUUCUGAGAGGGUUCAGAUCCAGGGACUCAGCUAA